CGGGACCGCGGGGCGCAGGCGGCCGGAGCGCAGGGAGCGCGGGGAGCGCAGGGAGCGCAGGGGCGCGGGGAGCCGGGCCGCGGCCGAGCGGGGUCCCGGUGUGCGUGCGCGGCGGGCGGCGCGGGCCACGGGCGCCAUGAACACGGUGCUGUCGCGGGCGAACUCGCUGUUCGCCUUCUCGCUGAGCGUGAUGGCGGCGCUCACGUUCGGCUGCUUCAUCACCACCGCCUUCAAGGACCGGAGCGUCCCGGUGCGGCUGCACGUCUCGCGGAUCAUGCUAAAAAAUGUGGAAGACUUCACUGGACCUAGAGAAAGAAGCGAUCUGGGAUUCAUCACGUUUGAUAUAACGGCUGAUCUAGAGAAUAUAUUUGAUUGGAAUGUUAAGCAGUUGUUUCUUUAUUUAUCAGCAGAAUAUUCAACAAAAAAUAAUGCCCUGAACCAAGUUGUCCUUUGGGACAAGAUUGUUCUGCGAGGUGAUAAUCCAAAGCUGCUGUUGAAAGACAUGAAAACAAAAUAUUUUUUCUUUGACGAUGGAAAUGGCCUCAAGGGAAACAGGAACGUCACUUUAACUCUAUCUUGGAACGUUGUACCAAAUGCUGGAAUUCUACCUCUUGUGACAGGAUCAGGUCACGUAUCUGUCCCAUUUCCAGAUACAUAUGAAAUAACGAAGAGUUAUUAAAUUAUUCUGAAUUUGAAACAACAUAUUUUUAUACUUAAUGAAUCAUAUCUUGUUUUUCUCUUUCCUUGCAUCUUCAUUUGUUUUGUUUUGUUUUGUUUGGUAUAAGAACUAAUUAUCAAAAGGCAUAUUUGAAGGGAAAGGCUAAUGUGCUACGUAAACUUGAUUUUACAAACAGAACACACACAGAAGGGUCACCAGAGGGGAGUAUUAUAAAAAUAAGACAACUACAUAAUAAAGCUUUGUAAAAAAAAAAAAAAUGAGGUAUUCCCUGUAUGUCCAUGAUUCUUUAUGGAAUAUAAAGUGAACAUGAAGAGUAGUUAGAACUUUUAGGUGCCUGUGGAGUUCAAAGAGCCGUAUUUUAUGCCUUGCAUUCAUGCAAGUUCACAUCAGAUGUGAUUCAGAAGUGGACAUUCUCUUUUAGGGUUUGUCUCAUUACGGGAAAAAUUUAAAUGAAGACACCUGGUUUAUAAAAUAGCCAAAAGUGAUGGAAUUUUAUUCCAUUUGUCUUAGGUAUACUCCAUAAUGCUUGUUUUUCUUACAGGGGACUAGCAACUUUCUCCACUUAAAGACUAAAUACCUCUUUAUAUGCUGUAAAUCAUUCUAACUCAUUUUAAAGUCUCGUAAGUCAACCAAAUAUGUGUGUGUCAGUGCUUUCUCUAAUGUUCCUUUGUAUUAUAUCUUCGUGUGAAUUUUUAGCAUUGCCAUUGAAAGUUGAAAAUGUUUGCAUGGUUUACCUUCUGAGUUAAAUUUGUUCUCGUGAGCAUGCCUAGUGCCACUGAAUGGUAAUUAUUUAAAAUUUUCUGUAGGUCCACAUUUUAAUAAUUACUGGGGUAAUAAUAGUAUUUGUCGGUGCGCUUUUCCACCUACAAGCACUCUCCUAUAUUUUACUGUGUGUUAUCCUCGAUAAUAUAAUGAGGUAAGUAGCACAAAUGUUAGCUCUUGGCAGAUGAAGAAACUGAAACCCGGAAGUUUAUUGAAUUGCUUUGAGAUUGCAUAGCUAGCACAAGGAGGGGAGUUAAAAUUUGACUCAGAUUAAUUCUCUAAGCCUGUCCUUUCUCCUGUAGCUCAGAUUACAGACUAAUCAAAAUUCACUUAGAGUUUUCAUAAUUUUUUUUUUAUGUUACCCUGGACACCCUCAAGCUGCCAAAAACUUAUGUAGAGAUAAUAUCUCAUUUCAUUCGCUGCAUAAAUUUUACAUAUGUUAAAAGUAGAAGAACCCAAAUAUAUACAGAAAUGACUUAGAGAUUAAAUGCAGAAUAAUACAUGGUUGAAUAUAUGCUCAUAUUUAAAAUGAUUUUUUUCUACAGUAAGCAAAUAACCCUCAAGGAAGCAACUACUGAUCAAUUACCCUUAAAAGCAAGACCAAACACUGUAGUUACACUAUCAGCAGUAACCAAAAAGGGCUAAUGUUUUCUAAGAGUAGGUUUAAGCUAACAGUUGUUGUAUUUACCUCAUAGGAAAUGCAUCACCAUUUUAUUACGUUGGUUUUAACGGCUUUUGUGUGUGAGAGCAUGUGUUCCUGUCAAAGGUCAGAGCUGUCCUAUCAUGAAUACUGGACUGGGUGUGGCUCCCAGCACUUUCAUUAAACUGUUCAGGGUCUCAGUUUCUUUAUCUGUAAAAUGCCAGAGUUGGACUCAUUGACUUAAACCACACGAGUCUAUAAGUGGUGUCUCUUUGUGAGAGAGAUUGAACAGAUGAGCCCCUUAAUGACUUGAAGACAAGAAGAUGACCGAAAGACCAACAUAACUGUUCGUGCCGACUUGACUUAGUUCCUGUUAGAUUUUAUACCCAGAAAACUUAACCUUGUACAGUUUGUACAAAUAUUCCACAUGGAAACUUAGUCUCUGUAGAUGUCAAAGCUGCAAAAUGGGGUAUGUUCACUCAGGAGGGCGAGCCCAGUAGACCUGCAGGCCUCAUCAGGUGCAGGUGCUGGCGUAGGAGCGCCUUAUACCUCUGUGUGGUGAGUGGGUCUCUCAGUUUGCGAGUGGUGAGUGUUGAAAUUUACUUGAGUUAUAGUUGAUUUGACCAGCCCACCUGCCCUUUUUUUGGAGUUUGGUGAGGAAGAGGAGCAGAAAGGCCCAAACAGCACAAUGGUUAAAUAGUUUUUUGUUUUUACUCAACUACGGGAAACUGCUCAGGACAUGAAUGCUCCAACAGAGGAAGAAGAAACCUCUGUCUCAGGAACUCCUCUGUGGGUGCGCGCAGCUUUGUUGGUUGACCAUGAUUCCCCCAUCUGUGAAAACAGAUGGCCUUGUGUCCAGUUUGAUGAGCGUAGCAUCUACCUUAGUGUCAGUGUUUUCAAGAAGUCUCACAAAGUCUCCAUAUAGACCCCAGGCUUGAGACUUAAACCUAAGUAUUACUAGAAAUGCCUGAGCCCAGAGGAUACCGGGGACGGGGGAACAAUUGCAGAAUGCUUAUCUAAAAUACUUAGGGUGAGAAGUGAACUAAUUGUAAAUGUGCUCACAUACUCCUUUUCUGUAGCAGGCAAGCAGCUCUGUCCUGUUUAUUUUCCCCGGAUUGAUGAGAUUUGGUUUCUUUGUGCUUAAAGGAAAAUAAUAGAAAACUUGAGAAAGUUCUUAAGGGUGUAAAGGAAGGUGGGUUAUUUCAAAUUUCCUUUUUUGGAGCUGUUUUACCGUCCUUGGGUGGGUCUGGCCAGCCUGGUUAAUAGCGCUGAGGUGGGCUUGUAUGGUUACAAUGGACAUUUUUUUUCACUAUUCUACGUAAAGCUUAGUGUGACCUAAUGCUUUGGAUCUCUGAGGUGUUGGUUAUUGGAGGUGCUAUUUUAUAAUACUUUGAAUCUGACAUGAAAUGAGUGUAGAGAGAAAAACCAUAAGCUGUGAACUUUGACCGUACACAACACCUGCUCCUUUCAGAAGCUUUUCCUCUUAGAGAGCUUGUGUACAUCAUGUGUGGCUGCCAGCAAUUUAAAGAGAUGUUUCAAAAAGUUGUUGCACCUUUUGAUGCAAUUUGGGAAAUUGUUUACUUCACAAAUAACAGAUUGAUAAAAAAAAAAUUCAUGAAAAUACUGAAGACAUGUUUGAGGAUUUUCUUAAUUGCAAUAAACAGCAUUUUUUCUAAAGAAAAUGAAUUUUGUUUACGAGUAAAAGGAUGCAUUUUAUGAGACUUUUGGAUUUACGCUUUUUAUGUGAAGCUGCUGAACUAAAAGAAAAUGGAUGAAACUAAGUCUAGUAAACUUUUUUCUUUCCUUUCCUUUUUUUUUUUUUUCCUUUUUGUGGGUGGGGUGGGGGAAGGUUAUUUACACCUAAACUAUCUCCUCCGGUGUAUGGUCCUAUACUAGACUGUAAGCUCUUUGAGGGCAGUCUCGUCGGAUCUUUGUAUCUUCCCCAGCGCCUAGCAUAGUGCCUUGCACACGAUAGGCGCCUAAUAAAUACUGAUGACGAAUGAA
Nyctereutes procyonoides (raccoon dog) is the source of this 4085-nucleotide messenger RNA. It is a transcript of the gene SPCS3, whose product is annotated as signal peptidase complex subunit 3. Gene Ontology annotation, cellular component: signal peptidase complex; membrane. Gene Ontology annotation, biological process: protein targeting to ER. The transcript has 5 exons. The coding region runs from base 137 to 679 and encodes 180 amino acids. The record is from RefSeq and is a predicted model, not a curated record. NCBI's taxonomy places the organism in Eukaryota, Metazoa, Chordata, Mammalia, Carnivora, Canidae.